CCACGAUACCGGGGUUGUCCACGCGUACCGAGGAAUAUAUGUCUGGAUUAGCAGAACCACGAGACUACGCAUGUGCCGUCACUUUGAUGUUUUUCCAUAGCCGCGAACAUGUCCUCAAAUUUCCCGGCAUUUCCCAAGCUGCCGCCAGAGCUUCGAUCGAUGGUAUGGAUGUACGCCCUGCCAGAACCACGGGUCUUCGAAGUACUCGACACACCACAAUCGAACCUCAAAACCCCGGCUCAAGAUGGCCUCACAUUUGCUAACAGCUGCCACGAGCCGCCGCCUUCCCUGGCAACUGUGUGCCGAGAGUCGCGAGCAUUCGUGCUCCGCACUUACAAGCCGUUGACGCUAUCCCACACAAUAAAAUACAUCGACCCUUCGCGAGACAUCAUUUUACUUGAGCCGUAUCUACUUAUUAGGCGGCUUCUUCGUGCGCUGCACUUUCUCGCGCAAAUAUCUCAGAUGAGAGAUAACAUCAGCCAAGUCGCACUUGGAACGUCGUAUGGAUUUAGCACGGGCAUAUUCCAUCCCAUUAUCAGCGGAAAAGUAUCGAGGAACAACAUCAAGAUGCUUCUCGCGAAGCUAUCGAAAUUCCCUCGCCUGAAGAACGUUUUGUUCAUUAUCCAUGAAGAGUUCCAAUUCGCCGGCCCAAAACUCGCCUUGCCUCAUGGGUUGCAACUAUUCCACCACAACUACUCCCGUAAAUACGAAGGGGAGUCUGGAGUCAGCCGACACAAUCGGUGGCGCUUCCAUCAAAAUGACGUCCAGUUCUAUCCUAUCAAGGUUGAGGCGGCCAGGGAAGACGAGCCUGACGUGGACGAGUUUGAGGACGAGGAUGAGGAAGAAGAGCGUGAUCGCAGACCGACGAAUGACGACUGGAGGCGCUUCAGGCGGCGCUUCUUGAAGGCCAUCUACCUGUCUACGGAGAGGAGACUGCACGCUGAUACGCGGACGAAGCCGCCACCAUUGAAGGUUGAAGGCGCGAAUUUGCUCUGGCGAUACCGUUCAUACUGAGACCCUAGUCAUUAUCAUCGAUGCGAUACAUCUUUUCCGCACCUCCUUGCAGUAACUUUGCUGAUCGAAGAAUGAACCCUGUCUACUUUGCCAAAGCUGAAAGCCUGAAAGGGAGGGUGGAUGAGACAUUGACAGGUGAUGGGUGGAUCGUGUCUGGCAAAUCCAACGCAACACCCACGACCACUCACUCUGACGUAUUGCCUGAGGAUUGCACGCAAUGUUCCAGACCAUUGAACCCAUCAUGAAAACGGACUUGAGCCAACAUCGACACAAGCACCAAAAAGAGAACACGAUGCUAUCACUAGAUUGAUAAACCGUAUGGGGAUGUCCAUCUUCAGUGGUUGUUCGUUUUUGUUCCUG
Messenger RNA from Ilyonectria robusta, 1374 nucleotides. RefSeq lists its product as uncharacterized. The coding region runs from base 109 to 1014 and encodes 301 amino acids. The record is from RefSeq and is a predicted model, not a curated record. The transcript has a single exon. Lineage: Eukaryota; Fungi; Ascomycota; Sordariomycetes; Hypocreales; Nectriaceae.